Messenger RNA from Colossoma macropomum (tambaqui), 997 nucleotides. RefSeq names its product exosome component 8 (gene exosc8). The record is from RefSeq and is a predicted model, not a curated record. NCBI's taxonomy places the organism in Eukaryota, Metazoa, Chordata, Actinopteri, Characiformes, Serrasalmidae. The coding region runs from base 81 to 914 and encodes 277 amino acids. Gene Ontology annotation, cellular component: cytoplasmic exosome (RNase complex); nuclear exosome (RNase complex). The transcript is spliced from 11 exons. Gene Ontology annotation, biological process: nuclear mRNA surveillance; TRAMP-dependent tRNA surveillance pathway; nuclear polyadenylation-dependent mRNA catabolic process.
CUCCUCUCCCCACGCUCUCUGGCCGCGCUGCUCUUCUCCCCACCUCAUCCUCCUUCUUCACGUGGUGUUUUCUCAACAUCAUGGCGGCGGGUUUCAAGACUGCAGAGCCGUUGGAGUACCACAGGAGCUUCUUGAAAGAAAACUGCCGGCCCGAUGGCAGAGAAUUAGGAGAGUUCAGACCCACAACACUAAAUAUUGGUUCUAUUAGCACAGCUGAUGGUUCAGCGCUGGUGAAAAUUGGAAACACCACGGUCAUCUGUGGCAUUAAAGCAGAAUUAGCAGCGCCCUCUGCUGACGCUCCUGAUAAAGGAUAUAUUGUUCCGAAUGUAGACCUGCCUCCAUUGUGCUCGUCCAGAUUCCGGCCUGGACCGCCGGGAGAGCAGGCGCAGGCGGCCAGCCAGUUCAUUGCUGAUGUCAUCGAUGGCUCUCAAAUAAUAAAGAAAGAAGACUUGUGCAUUGAGAGGUCAAAGCUGUGCUGGGUCCUCUACUGCGAUAUCAUGUGUUUGGACUAUGAUGGGAAUUUACUGGAUGCGUGUGUGGUGACCUUACUGGCAGCUUUAAGGAACACCCAACUUCCCACAGUCACAAUCAACAAAGAGACAGAUUUAGCAGAGGUUGAUAUCCAGCAAAAGAGGCACCUACAGAUCAACAAGCACCCUGUUGCCUCUUCGUUUGCUGUAUUUGAUGAUACGGUGAUUAUAGUGGACCCGACAGCAGAGGAGGAGAGCCUGGCUACGGCGAUAAUAACUGCAGUCACAGAUGAGGACGAUCAGCUAUGUGCUUUCCACAAACCAGGAGGCAGUUCCUUAUCGGCAGAGAAGCUUCAGGACUGCAUAACCCGUGCCGUGACGCGGCACCGAGAGAUCGGCAAACUCAUCGACAAAGUCACAGAGAGCACCAAGGCAUCGAAAUGAACACAAGAAGACGUCUUUUAUCUAAAAGUUGUAUUUUUCACUGUCAAUAUAUAUUUCUUUUUUUUAUCACAAUAAAACUGCUG